UAUCAUGUUUCGCAGGUGAUGUUUCGACACGGAUUAUAAAAGAGAAACACUCGUUGUCCUGUAAAAAACUCAAAAAAGACUGUUCGCUGCAUAGGCACGGGUUUGUAAAUCCUAGCCGUGCUAGUUGGUUGUUGUGAAAAUACCAGUCAUAAUGGAUGAAGAACCAGAGAGAACCAAACGCUGGGAAGGUGGCUAUGAGAGGACAUGGGAAAUUUUGAAGGAGGAUGAAUCAGGGUCACUCAAAGCCACAGUUGAAGAGAUCCUGUUCCAGUCCAAAAGGGACCGGAUAGUUAAAAGCUGUGGCCAAAUAAGACUUGGAAUGAUGCGGCAUCUUUUUGUGGUGAUUGACUCUUCUAGAAGUAUGGAGGAUCAAGACUUAAAACCAAACCGUCUCACUGCAACUCUUAAGCUUAUGGAAGCUUUUAUUGAAGAAUAUUUUGACCAGAAUCCUAUUAGCCAGGUUGGAAUAAUCAUUACCAAAAAUAAAAGAGCCGAGAAGCUCACUGACCUUUCAGGGAACCCCAAAAAGCACAUCGCCGUUCUAAAGAAAGCAGUAGACACUGUGUGUCUUGGAGAACCAUCUUUAUACAAUUCCCUGAACUUGGCGUUACAGACCCUGAAACACAUGCCAGGACACACAAGCCGGGAGAUUUUGAUUAUCCUCAGCAGCCUUACCACAUGUGACCCAGCCAACAUCUAUGAGAUGAUCCAGACCAUGAAGUCAUUGAAGGUGCGGGUGUCUGUGAUCGGCCUGUCAGCAGAGGUUCGGGUGUGUACCAUGUUGACAAGGGAGACUGGCGGCACAUACCAUGUCAUCUUGGAUGAGAGCCAUUUCAAAGAAUUACUUCUCACGCUGCACGUGAAACCUCCCCCUGCCAACUCCUCAUCUGAGUGCUCUUUAAUACGAAUGGGUUUUCCCCAGCAUACCUUUAGCUCUAUGGCUGACCAGAAUGCCAAACCCUCUUUCAGCAUGGCUUUAUUAGAUGGCGGUAACGAUCCAGGCCUGUCUCUAGGAGGAUACUUUUGUCCACAGUGCCAUGCUAAAUACACAGAGCUUCCAGUGGAAUGUAAAGUUUGUGGUUUGACUCUUGUGUCAGCACCACAUCUCGCCAGAUCAUUUCACCACCUCUUCCCCCUACAUGCCUUCACUGAAACACCAUUAGGAGACCACCCAGAUAAAAGGUUCUGUGAUUCUUGUCAAGGAGAAUUGAAAGAUAAAAGAAUGUUCACCUGCUCAUCUUGUAAUAAUAUAUUUUGUGUGGAGUGUGAUCACUUCAUUCACGACUCCCUACACUGCUGCCCUGGCUGUGUUCACAGUCAACAAGCUCCUUAAAGUCCUGCUGCCACCAUUUUUUUUUUAAAUUUAAAAAUCCAUUGGAAAGAGUCGAACAGAUCCAUAAAUUGUGAAAUUGAUUCAUGGGGGGGGGGUACUUUAUUGUUUGACAAACUUUCAUCAGAGCUUUCAUACAACAGUACCGUAAUUUUUGGAUUAUAAGGGGCACUUGAUUAUAAGCCGCACCCACCAAAUUUGACACAAAACGGCAUAUGUUCAUAAACCACACCGGACUAUAAGCAACAGGUGUCCUCACUUUAUUAUGGGAGAUUUACACCAAAAGAUGUUAACCAGUAACACUUUAUUUGAAAGCGGCGUCAUAAGACUGUCAGAAGACUGUCAUAAUUAUGACAUGACACUGCCAUGAGCAUGAAUGAAUGCUUAUGACAGAUGUCAUUAGGUGUCAUGUGGCAAAUUAUCUCAGUUUUGAAUGGAUGUAGAAGAAGAAAGGAAGAUCCGGACUGGACAUAAAUGGAGUUAGUGACAAAUUUGCCAGAUGACACUUAAUGACAUCUGUCAUAAGCAUUCAUUAAUGCCCAUGACAGAGGGGGAUAAAAGUAGGGGCUUAAAGUCCAAAAAUUACGGUAAAUUGAAACACCAGCAAUAUGUGUCAUUUAUUGUAUUGUGUAUUGAAGUUACAACAUUUUUUACUGGAUAAAGCUGAAAUGUUAUUUGCUUUCUUUCUUGCAAUCUGACUUUUUUUCCACCCUUACCCCAGUCUAGUGGCAUAGGGAUGUGUUCAGACCUCGCUUCUUUUUAGUAUUGAUGGCCAAAUGAAGCUUCCUGAACCUAUGGCACUGUCAUUUAAACUGUCAGUGACGACCUCUUGGCUUGUGCGGCAACAGUGAAUUUGGGGGAUUAAAAAAAAAAAAUAUAUAUAUAUUUUUUUUAAACUAAUUUCGGAGUAAUGCUUACGAAAGUUAUUAAUGUAAAUAAUAAAAGAAACCGCACAAUCUGGGUCAAUUUUUUUUAAAAAAAUCCAGUUGGAGACAAGAUUUUUGUUGAAAUUGAUGCAUUGUUUUCAAAUCUACUUGUGAAGAAAAUGGUAGACAUAAACUGAUAAUGGGACCUUGUG
This is a messenger RNA of Corythoichthys intestinalis (scribbled pipefish), 2408 nucleotides long. It is a transcript of the gene gtf2h2, whose product is annotated as general transcription factor IIH, polypeptide 2. The transcript has 15 exons. The record is from RefSeq and is a predicted model, not a curated record. NCBI's taxonomy places the organism in Eukaryota, Metazoa, Chordata, Actinopteri, Syngnathiformes, Syngnathidae. Gene Ontology annotation, cellular component: transcription factor TFIIH holo complex; transcription factor TFIIH core complex. Gene Ontology annotation, biological process: nucleotide-excision repair; regulation of transcription by RNA polymerase II; DNA-templated transcription. The coding region runs from base 152 to 1333 and encodes 393 amino acids. Gene Ontology annotation, molecular function: zinc ion binding.